AUGAGUUCCCUCAAACUUUUGGAACAUUCCGCGAAAACGCAUUGCUUGGAGGGCAAGCUUGAACCAGCCGUGGAGAUUUACCAUGAGCUUUUAAAUGGUGAACAAGGAAGCCUCGGAGUUAAGCAUCACAAGACAAUCCAGACACAGCAAACUCUCGCGGAUGUGCUCAUAAGGCUCGGCAGGGACACAGAUGCGGAGCCGGUUGUUCGCCAGCUUCUUCAGCUCAGAAAAAAGAUUUAUGGCCCUAAGAGCUCCAAUACACUGGAUACUAUGGUCCAGUUGGCACAAUUGGUCAAGCCUGGUGAGAAACAGGAGCUUCUUAGCGAAUUGUAUCCGCCCAAAGCUGAGGUAGCGCUUGACCUAUCGACCCACCACAAAAUUGGCCUCCUGCUCGAGGAAUAA
This is a messenger RNA of Penicillium cinerascens, 402 nucleotides long. Its product is annotated as tetratricopeptide repeat protein. NCBI's taxonomy places the organism in Eukaryota, Fungi, Ascomycota, Eurotiomycetes, Eurotiales, Aspergillaceae. The record is from RefSeq and is a predicted model, not a curated record. The transcript has a single exon. Gene Ontology annotation, molecular function: protein binding. The coding region runs from base 1 to 402 and encodes 133 amino acids.